CGGGAAUGUUUUAAUAAGACGAGACUUAGGAAUCCACGCUUACAGCGGGAGUUGGUUUCGAGGAGGCUGGUAGCGGGGAACAUAGCCAUCAGUUCACACCGGUCUUUCAGUUCGAACUAACGGAACAAGAUACGAACAGUUUGCCCAAAAAUAAAAACUAUUUUACGAGUGCCGGUGCAGAUCAGCGUCUGACUGUGCGUUUUUGAACGAAUUUGAAUUAGAUUUUUGCUAGCGCGCGAAUUUUAAUGCACUUACCAACGGGGAUACAGAUGUGGACGGAACCAGAACCUGAAGGGAGUUUAACAUCUAUAUCUGGUGAUGAUAGUUCAUCGGACACGGGAAAGUGUUCGCGUGUGGACAGGAAAUACAAGCGCAGGGAGAAGAACAGAGCUGCUGCCCAGAAGAGCAGAAAGAAGCAGACAGAGCGAGCAGAUGCACUACACCAGGAACUGCAGUCACUGGAGCGCUCAAACACGGCGUAUGAAAAGGAAAUAGCCUUUCUUCGGCUGGAGAUAGAGCGCUACGACUCCGCCCUCAAACAGCACGAGCCUCACUGCUGCAUCUUCACCUUCUCCAGCCCAAAGACAUUGCUGAGUGCCCCGUCCCCUGCCCCGGCCCCCACCCCCUCGCCUGCGGCUGCCCCCCCUACAGGGUUUGCCCUCCCAGAUCUCCUGGACUCUGCUGAAUGGCCUCAGCUUUGGGACACUGUUUGGUAGAGAGAGAUAGACGGGUAUGGGUUAUGUUGUUUGCGGAGUGAAUUAUUUAUGAAACAUCGAGCCCAGUGUCAUGCCCUAGUGUGACAUAAACCCAUUUGGGUUAAUAAAUAGAAAGGUAGCUUUCACAAUAUGCUCGGAGUUCUUGUGAAAUAUACAUGCAUUUUGACAAAGGAAAAUUCCCCCAUGUCCCAUGCAAAACCGAGGUUUCAAAAUGAAGAAGCACAGGACUUUGGAAGCUCAAACAGCUUAAACAAGCUUUUUAACAACUAGUAUUAUCUUCACCUAAAGUGGGAAUCACCUUUAUAAAAGGAGUUCAGCCAGUUCCAAGUAAUGUGUAACACAUACAACAAAUGUAUAUGUAUUUAUACAUAUAUAGCACACUUGAGAAUGAUACUGGGUUGGUAAUAUACUGUAUGUACACUACCUGUUAAAUAUUUUAUAUUCACUGUAUUGUUUUAUCCUGGGCUGGCCCAGUGUGGCAUUAAAAUAGAUGACAAACUGCCCCUAGCUUGGGGUUGGUGUAUGGGAUCUUGGAGAUGGGGAGCAAAAUAAGCUUUCAUUCAAGUUAAAAACACACAUUGUCUGUUUGUAUUCAUGUUAUUCAAGUCAUUUUUUGGAAAAUAGUAUUUUGUGUUGAAAUAUUUCAUAAUGUUAUGCAUAUAUGAAUUCGUAUUUGGCAAGUACUUAAUACUAUUGAAUACUUCAGGAUGGCUGCUUUUGAUUUGCCCAUGGUGGUAAAUUUUUGACAUGACGAAACCAUGAAUAAACCGUGCAACCAAUGACAGGACACAUGUUGGCAAUACAUAUCAGCGUAUAAUUUUCACAUUAAACACAACAUAUUCUACUAUGUAUGAAUAGGGCCCAUGCCAAUAUAUAUUUGGCCAUGCUUUGUGAUGUUUAAAUUUUUUGUUGGAAAUUGGGAUAUCUAAUUUUUAAAAUCACUAUUUCUCAAACUUAAUGUACCAUUAUACAUGGUUUGCAAUUAGUAUUUUCUGUUAAGUAUUCAAUAAAAAUUGGUUACUCCACAAGCACCAGCACCAACCUUGUUCCUGGAGAUCUACCGUCCACUCCGACCCUAACAAAAUACACGUCAUUCAACAACUGGAGAUCUUUGUUGAACUACUAAGUAGUUGUCAGGUGUUCCGAAUUUAGGUUGAAAUGAAUACCUACAGGAUGGUAGAUCUCCAGGAACAGGGUUGAAAUUCAGCAAACUUCACUCUUUUCAUCAUUCAGAUUCAGAUUUGCCCGCCAGGUGAACCCAAUAGGUGACAGAUGUCACCACCUUCCAGCCUUGUUUGGGAAUGCUGACUGACUGACUGAAAAUAUAUUUAGAAUGUUCUUACAAACACUUAUACUACCUCUGCAGCCUUCCCUUCCAUUCAACCAUUUUUGGCAGGAAAAGCAGUAUAAACUCAGUCACACAUCUUUGUGCAUUCUGUCCAAUCAGUUAGAAGAAUGAUACUUUUUCAACUGAAUCAGUUGUCACCACCCAUGUGUACUAAGACUUUACAUUGGGUUGCUCAACAGAUUUAUAAAUGAAUGAAAUAAUAUGCGAAGGAUACUGGCUUUUCAAAUAUUCCACAAUGGUUCUGGUCAAAUAUUCCACAAUUCCAUAAAAAAUAACAUGGGGUAUAACCCCAUAAAGCCCUGUGUUAUUGAGAUCUGCAAAGGGACUGUGCUCCCCCUAGCAUCCUUCUCAAAAUUGAAUUUGUGCUCAUAUGUGGUUGAUAAUGUUGACUGCAGCAGUUCAUUAUCUUCAACUUAAUUGGCCAACCACUUGUCACUGCUACACUAGACCUUAUGCCAGUACAUAAAUAUGUUAUAUAUAUUCAGUUUUGUUUCAUAGACACAAAGAAGACAGUGGUAAUAUACUGUUAAUGGGCCUUUUUAUUACUAUCUUUAUUUAAAAGUCAUAAGACUACUUAAUUUUUUUCACUUUGAGGUAUUUAAAUCUUUUGGUAUUUCUUUUGAUUCAUUGUUAGUUUUGUUCAUUUUCUGUUUAGUUUCUUUUUGUCAUUGUUCAAAAGUGCAAUAAAAUGUUUUUACAUGCAA
Molecule: messenger RNA, 2768 nt
Organism: Anguilla anguilla (European eel)
Lineage: Eukaryota; Metazoa; Chordata; Actinopteri; Anguilliformes; Anguillidae
Gene: batf2
Product: basic leucine zipper ATF-like transcription factor 2
Exons: 3
Coding region: 246-716 (156 amino acids)
Biological process (GO): regulation of transcription by RNA polymerase II
Cellular component (GO): nucleus
Molecular function (GO): DNA-binding transcription factor activity, RNA polymerase II-specific; RNA polymerase II cis-regulatory region sequence-specific DNA binding
Source: RefSeq, a predicted model, not a curated record